AUUAAAGUUGUGCAGCAUGAGUGACAACGUGGUGCCUGGUUCUGAAAAAUCCAAUCCAAAGCAGGAAAAGGCAUGAAAUCAUUCACGUUAUAUAAUAAUUAACGUAUUCGAUUGAGGAUAGAUAUAAUUAUAUUGAAAGUUUGCAUUUAAAAAGCUUAUUAUGUUGAGAAUCUUGGGUUCUCGCGGUUGUAGGAUCAUUAUCAUCAGGCGGACAUAUGCUUCGGCAAAAAUGAAGUCCAAGGAAAAGAAUGCUGAAAAGAUUUCAAUUUCUGAACUUAAACCAUGGCCAUCGUUCAUUCAGGAGCGUCUCAAAUUAUGGGAUAAGCUGAAAGCAGAGUACGAUGCAGAGAUAGCAGCUAAACCAGUCACAGAUAUUACAGUGACUCUUCCUGAUGGUAAGGAAAUUAUUGGUCAAGCAUGGCGCUCCACUCCUUACGAAAUAGCUAGAGGAAUUAGUCAGGGUUUAGCAGACAAUACUGUGAUUGCUAAAGUGAACAACGAGCUUUGGGACCUUGAUAGACCCUUGGAAUCCGAUUGUAAGCUUCAGCUUAUAAAAUUCGAUGACGUAGAUGGCCAGCAGGUAUUCUGGCACUCCAGUGCUCAUAUCCUGGGUGAAGCCAUGGAGCGAGUAUAUGGGGGUUGCUUGUGUUAUGGUCCACCAAUAGAUGGUGGCUUUUAUUAUGACAUGUUUCUUGGCGACAAUAAGGGAAUCUCCAAUCAGGAGUUUCCCUUCCUGGAGAGUCUUUUCAAGAAUAUUGUCAAGGAGAAGCAGCCAUUUGAGAGACUUGAAAUGAAGAAAGAGGAUCUCCUAGAGAUGUUCAAGUAUAAUGAAUUUAAAGUGAGAAUUCUUAAUGAGAAAGUUAAGACACCAACCACCACUGUUUAUCGUUGUGGACCGUUGAUUGAUCUCUGUCGUGGACCACAUGUUAGGCAUACGGGAAAGAUUAAGGCCGUUAAAGUUACUAAAAGCUCGUCUACGUAUUGGGAAGGAAAUGCAAAUGCAGAAACCCUUCAGCGUGUCUACGGCAUCACCUUCCCUGAAAACAAGCAACUUAAAGAAUGGGAGAAAUUCCAAGAAGAGGCUGCAAAAAGAGACCACAGGAAGAUUGGCCGAGAACAGGAACUCUUCUUCUUCCACGAACUAUCACCUGGUUCUUGCUUCUUUCAACCACGUGGUGCACACAUUUACAAUACUCUGGCAGAAUUCAUAAGAUCCGAAUAUCGGAAACGUGGUUUCCAGGAAGUUGUGACGCCAAACAUUUACAAUAGUAAACUAUGGCAGACUUCAGGUCAUUGGGCUCACUAUGCAGAGAACAUGUUCUCUUUUGAUGUGGAAAAGGAGACUUUUGCUCUGAAGCCUAUGAAUUGUCCCGGUCAUUGCAUGAUGUUUGAUGUCAGAUCUAGAUCAUGGCGUGAACUUCCUCUGAGAAUGGCUGACUUUGGUGUGUUACAUCGCAAUGAACUCUCCGGAGCACUGACUGGUCUAACUAGAGUUCGUAGAUUCCAACAGGAUGAUGCUCACAUUUUCUGCACUGGCGAACAAAUCAAACAAGAAGUUCUUGGUGCCUUGCAGUUUCUGAAACAUGUCUACACUGUGUUUGGAUUUACUUUCAACCUUGUACUGAGUACGAGGCCUGAAAAGUACUUAGGUGAACUCGCAGUAUGGGACCAGGCAGAAAAAGCUCUAGCUGAAAGUUUAGAUGAUUUUGGAGAACCCUGGAAGAUGAAUCCAGAAGAUGGCGCCUUUUACGGGCCCAAGAUUGAUAUCACUAUUAUGGAUGCUCUUAAAAGAUCACAUCAAUGCGCUACUAUACAAUUAGAUUUUCAAUUACCCAUUAGGUUUAAUUUGAGCUUCGUGAAUGAGAAUGGAGAAAAAACUAGACCAGUUAUCAUACAUAGAGCUGUCCUUGGAUCUUUAGAGAGAAUGAUAGCUAUUCUUACGGAAUCAUACGCUGGAAAAUGGCCAUUCUGGCUAUCGCCACGACAGGCUAUGGUGAUUCCUGUAGGACCUCAAUUUGAUGCUUAUGCGGAAACAGUUAAACGGGAAUUAUGGGAUGCUGGGUUCAUGGCAGAAGUUGAUGUGGAUUGUGGCGAUACAAUGAACAAGAAAAUUCGCAAUGCUCAACUAGCGCAAUUUAAUUUCAUUCUAGUUGUCGGAGAAAAGGAACGCAGUGGCGGUACAGUUAACGUGAGAACGCGAGAUAACGUGGUGCACGGUGAGAUCAGCAUUGCAGAUCUCAUUAAAAAAUUCCAGACCUUCAAAGAAACCAAGGAUCGCAAUUGCGAGGAGAAUUUUUGAAAAGGCAAACAAUCGUCCUAAGUGAAUGUUUUUUAUAGGAUAAUUAUUUAUCUUUUCCAAAGUGGAAAAUAAGCAUUCGAAGAAAAUCGUAAUAAUUUAUGUGUCUGUUUCCCUAGUAAUGGAAAAGGGAUAGACUUAAUAAUUUAUGCAAAAUCGUUUACAAGCAUUUUUUAAAAUGUUUGCUAUGUUCCCCAAAUAAAUCUCAUAUAAAAAAAAUG
Cephus cinctus (wheat stem sawfly) is the source of this 2517-nucleotide messenger RNA. RefSeq names its product threonine--tRNA ligase, cytoplasmic (gene ThrRS). Gene Ontology annotation, cellular component: cytoplasm. The record is from RefSeq and is a predicted model, not a curated record. Lineage: Eukaryota; Metazoa; Arthropoda; Insecta; Hymenoptera; Cephidae. Gene Ontology annotation, molecular function: ATP binding; threonine-tRNA ligase activity. Gene Ontology annotation, biological process: threonyl-tRNA aminoacylation. Bases 161 to 2299 code for a protein of 712 amino acids. The transcript is spliced from 6 exons.